Molecule: messenger RNA, 1316 nt
Organism: Cydia strobilella
Lineage: Eukaryota; Metazoa; Arthropoda; Insecta; Lepidoptera; Tortricidae
Gene: DENR
Product: density-regulated protein homolog
Exons: 4
Coding region: 142-675 (177 amino acids)
Biological process (GO): formation of translation preinitiation complex; translation reinitiation
Molecular function (GO): translation initiation factor activity; mRNA binding
Source: RefSeq, a predicted model, not a curated record
UCAAAUACCUGUCAAUGGAAGUGGGCAAGUAAUGGUUCCUUUUACCGACCGACUGACCGACCGACAAAAAUUACAAGUCUUUGCUGAUUUAAUAUGUUAAAUAUCUUUAUAGCUGAUAACUGAAACCAAAAUCUCGUAAUUAUGGCGGACAGAGAUCUUUCUAUGGGACCCCGUGAAGGAGUAACAUACCCUGUUAGGGUGCAGUACUGUGGAAAUUGUUCGAUGCCGAUAGAAUACUGCGAGUACUACCCUGAAUACGAUAAAUGCAAGCAGUGGUUAGAGAAAAACUUGCCAACCGAGUUUGAAAAAGUAAAGAUAGAUGAGGAAGAGAAUGCUGGCGGCGAAGAGGAGAAAAAGAGGCAGAAGCGUGGUGGCAAGGGCAUGCUAAAAUCCAAAAAGAAGGAGGAUGUGCCCAAGCUUGUGCAAGUCUCCCGUGCGCCGCGCGGCAAAAAGAAAUCUGUCACUGUUGUAUCAGGAUUGAGCACCUUUGAUAUUGACUUGAAAGUGGCGGCUAAAUUCUUCGGCACCAAGUUUGCCUGUGGAUCAUCAGUGACAGGAGAUGAUGAGAUAGUCAUACAGGGAGAUGUUAAAGAUGAUCUCUUUGAUAUUAUACCAGAGAAGUGGCCUGAGAUCGAUGAGGAUAGUAUUGAAGAUUUAGGUGACCAGAAGAGAUAGUCACAAUUUUAGUCUAACAAGAAUGGGAGAUCUUUAUUCCUCUGUCUGCAUGAAACAUUUGUGACAACAUUUUGUAUGUGUGAUGUUUGUUACGUUACCUCUGUAUUGUUGCACACUUCUUAGAAGUUAAUUGUGAGACCUGGAUCCCAGCAUUUCUCGAACGAUAUUAGUCUAAUGUUAUUAGUCCUCAAACUGUCAAAUCGUAUGGGUUGUCAUGACAACACACUAAUAAUAUUAGACUAAUAUCGUGCAAGUAAAUUUACAAGUUAGCAUUUUGCCCUUUUUUCUAAGAAAUGUAGUAGUUAAAAAAGAAGCAAACAGUGAACUUGUAGUCUUAUAAAAUGCCACCCGUUUCAAUACUUUGAGUGAGUUUUGAGUUGAAAAUGUCACUUACUAAACAAAAUAUGUGACGUUUUAAAUCAAAAGGUACCACAUUGUCGCUUGUUGAUGAGGUUGAUUUAUCAUUGAAGCUAUAUGGAAAUAGCGCCUUACUGACAAGCGACAAUAAGUACCCUUUUGGUUGAAAAUGGCACAUAUAUUGAUUUAACAGUUUUCAAAAGUGGCUUGUACACAAUGGCCAACAAUGCAGAGGGUACAUCAUUUUGGCAUAGGAACGAAGUGCUUUGAUUCAUCUUCUUUAU